AUGUUUGGAAGGAAGGACCAAGACCUUGAAAAAGGUCCUCAGGUGGCGAAGUCGACAUUGGACACCAGCAGCGAUGGUGCCGUGCCCGGGGAGACGUUUGUAUACGGUGAUUCACUGUAUGCGAAGCUCCAGCGGCUCGCAGGGAAGAUCAACAUCGAACAGCGUGGGAUUGAACGGGUACCACCAGAGGAGCAAACGGAUACGUCGUACUUCAAUAUUGGCAGCAUGUGGUUGGCGGCCAACAUGGUAGUCAGUUCCUUUGCCAUUGGUGUCCUCGGAAAAUCCCUCUUCGCGCUUGGUUUCGUCGAUGCCAUCCUAGUGAAUCUCUUCUUCAACCUGUUGGGCAUCAUGACUGUGGGAUUCUUUUCGUGCUUUGGCCCUCCUUUCGGCCUACGACAAAUGGUUCUCUCACGGUUCUGGUUCGGAUACUGGGGGACCAAGUUUAUUGCCUGCCUCAACGUUUUGGCCUGUAUUGGUUGGUCCGCUGCCAACGCAAUCGUUGGGGCUCAGCUCCUCCAUGCGGUCAACAACGACGUCCCAGGGUUUGCAGGUGUUAUAAUUAUCGCGUUCUGCACGUUUAUUAUCACUUUCGCCGGAUAUAAAGUCGUUCACAUGUACGAAUACUGGAGUUGGGUGCCCACAUUUAUCGUCUUCAUGAUCGUCUUCGGCACAUUUGCCCACUCCGGAGAUUUUGUGAAUAUCCCCAUGGGCGUCGGAAAAUCCGAACUGGGUAGCUGCCUUUCCUUUGGCUCAACUGUGUACGGAUUCGCCACUGGUUGGACCAGUUACGCAGCCGAUUACACGGUGUACCAACCCAGAGACCGCAGUCGCCGCAAGAUCUUCUUCUCAGCGUGGGCCGGUCUGAUCGUUCCUCUGAUAUUCACACAAUUCCUUGGAAUCGCCGUUAUGACCGCCACCAGUCUCAACGAUGGCGACAACAAGUACCAAGCUGGCUACACAGCUUCCGGAAACGGAGGUUUGCUCGCUGCUGUUCUCGAGCCUCUUGGGGGAUUCGGCAAGUUCUGUCUCGUGAUCCUUGCCCUUUCCAUUGUCGCCAACAACUGCCCCAACAUCUACUCCGUUUCCCUGACCCUCCAAGUUCUGAGCCGUUAUACCCAAAGAAUUCCUCGUUUCAUCUGGGUCUUCCUGGGUUCCUGCGCCUCAGUGGCCAUUGCCAUUCCAGGAUAUUCCCAUUUCGAGACUAUCCUGGAGAACUUCAUGAACAUCAUUGCUUAUUGGCUCGCUAUCUACUCCGGGAUUUCACUCACUGACCACUUCGUCUUCAAACGUGGCUUCGGUGGAUACCGCAUUGAGAUUUAUGACAAGCCCAACAAGCUUCCCCCAGGCAUUGCGGCUGCGGUUGCUUUCGGCUUCGGUAUCGCCGGUAUGGUCACUGGAAUGAGCCAGUCGUGGUGGAUCGGACCGAUUGCGAAACAUGCGGGUGCGCUACCCAGUGGUGGUGACGUCGGGUUCGAGUUAGCAUUUGUUUUUGCUUCGGUGUCCUAUAUCUUCUUGAGAACGGCUGAGUUGAAGGUGUUUGGUCGGUAA
Messenger RNA from Aspergillus bombycis, 1548 nucleotides. Its product is annotated as cytosine permease. Gene Ontology annotation, biological process: transmembrane transport. Gene Ontology annotation, molecular function: transmembrane transporter activity. Gene Ontology annotation, cellular component: fungal-type vacuole membrane; plasma membrane. The transcript is spliced from 3 exons. The coding region runs from base 1 to 1548 and encodes 515 amino acids. The record is from RefSeq and is a predicted model, not a curated record. NCBI's taxonomy places the organism in Eukaryota, Fungi, Ascomycota, Eurotiomycetes, Eurotiales, Aspergillaceae.